AUGCGCUUCUUUGAAAAUAAUCUCGCCGUUGACCAGACGGACCGGACCUCUCUACAAGUGCUUGGUGCCGGUCUCCCUCGUUGUGCAACAAGCUCUCUGCAAGCCGCCCUUGAAUCGCAACACAUCGGUCUGACUCCCUCUGCACUCCGGGAGAAGGACUCUGCACGGCGUCACAAGCUACUUUAUAAAUUAUUUAAUGGUUUCCAAGCAACCACCGAUUUCCCUUCGUCGAUGUUUAUGGAUGAUCUUAUGGAUAUGUAUCCGGACGCUAAGAUCGUGCUAAACAAGCGGCCUGGUGGCGGCCGCCAGUGGGUGCAGUCGAUCAAGCUGCUUACCUUCGCAGCCUCACCGGUGUACCACGCUCUGUGCUUCUUAUGGAAGACCGACCGCAAUGUGGCUGCCAUAUGGCACGAGAUUAUGGAGGUCUGUCAGAGCAAACUGAGUCUAACUGCGGACGAGCUUUUGACGGUAAAGCAUUAUGAUGCGCAUAAUGCUUGGAUUCACGCCGAGGCAGCUAAGCGCGGGCGGGAGGUCUUGGAAUUCGAGCCUCAGGAUGGAUGGGAGCCUUUGUGCGUAUUUCUCGGCAAGCAGGUACCAAGAGAUGAGCCUUUUCCUCACCUUAACGAUGCUUCCGAAGUUCGAAUGAUCGUGAGGAUUCUGUGUGCUCGGGGUGCAAUCUCCUGGCUUGCGCUAGGUGCGGUGGUAUUUGGCAUAGUAAGAUGGCUUGUGAACGCGCAGCUGUUCUAG
Messenger RNA from Penicillium maclennaniae, 747 nucleotides. RefSeq names its product sulfotransferase family protein. Bases 1 to 747 code for a protein of 248 amino acids. The record is from RefSeq and is a predicted model, not a curated record. The transcript is spliced from 2 exons. NCBI's taxonomy places the organism in Eukaryota, Fungi, Ascomycota, Eurotiomycetes, Eurotiales, Aspergillaceae.